Molecule: messenger RNA, 1720 nt
Organism: Episyrphus balteatus (marmalade hoverfly)
Lineage: Eukaryota; Metazoa; Arthropoda; Insecta; Diptera; Syrphidae
Exons: 1
Coding region: 229-1632 (467 amino acids)
Source: RefSeq, a predicted model, not a curated record
GAAAAAAUUAAUCGUGAAAGUACUUCGGUAACAUUACAUUUUGUUGGAAAAGAUGAAAAUUUCCUGAAAGAAUUUUCAAAAACUUCGUUUUCUGUGCCAGUUUUGAUUUCGUCAGAAAUAACUUCUGACGAAUAUAUCGAUUUCGGAAAUGUUGUUCUAAUAGUCGAAGCAGUUAAAAAUGAUACUAAAUAUUCUGAGUUGCUGGAAGAUUUGAUCACCGACUUGGCUAUGCGAAAGUUUGUCAUAGUUUUGACUCAAAACACUGCCUCAAUGAAACAAUGGAUCCGAUAUUUUGCUGAUAGAAAAUUCACCAGAAUCUUUAGUAUCGUUGAACAGGAUAGCUUUGCUUAUUUACCCUAUGAAGACAAUCAAUUUCAACAACUCUCUACCGAUGACCCUCUUCCGUAUGCUCAAAAAAACUUAAGAGGCUUUGUCUUUCGAACAACGGUUCAGAAAGAUAUUCCAAGGACGUUUUGGUAUCCUGACGGAAAUGGAAAGAAUCAAAUUGGUGGAACUUAUGGACAGAUUUUUCUCAACUUUCUUCGCAGGCAUAAUGCAACUUUCAAAGAAAUCGAUGUUAACAACAACUCUUCAAAGUUUGACAUACAAACGGUUAUCAAUGCAACAAUUUAUGAUGAAAUUGACAUUAGCAUGAAUGUUUUCUGUUACAUCUACACUCUUGAUCUAAGUUAUCCAAUUAAAAUUGAGAAAUAUAGCAUCAUGGUUGCCCUAAAUGGCUAUGUAGAUCCAAAGGAAUACUUUCAAAGACCAUUUUCAAUGGAAGUUUGGACUUUUAUCGGACUAACUUUAACCUAUGUGACCAUAAUGGAUGUAAUUUUGAAAUAUUGUACAAAUUUAAAAGUCAUCAUUUGGGAUAGCUUUAGUCAAAAUUUUCUAACUUUUUUAAGAAUGCCUUUGGAGAAACCAAUUUAUUCAGCUUAUUCCAUGCAUAUUCAAGUCACUAUUCUAUCAUUUAUACUUGGAAAUAUUUAUGUGAUAUAUUUUACAUCAUUUCUAACAGUUCACAUUAAAGUCAAGCAAUAUGAGUCAAUUGAUGACUUGAUUCAAAAUAAUAUUCGUGUUCUUGCAAAUUCAUAUGAAUGGAGUUUGAUUGAGAAAAAAGGAUACUUUCCAAAAGGAUUCGACCAAAUCGUUGAGCCAAUAGAUCAUGCCAGUUAUUAUGAUCAACUUUAUUCAAUGAGAAAUACAAGUUAUGCCUUUGCAGUUGGUUCAGAAAAGUCGGAAUUUCUACUUCGUUUUCAAUCGUUGUAUAAAAAGCCAUUAUUUAAAUUAAUCGAUGAUGUUGUUAAAUCUUACUUUUUAGGUUUUUUGUUACCAUUUAAUUCGCCGUUUAAGGAAAUAUUGAAUACUUUCAUAAUUGAUGUUAGAGAAACGGGAUUAAUAGAAAAAUGGGAAAGAGAUGUUUUUGCAAAAGCUAUUAAAGCUGGAUUUAAAAUUGGAAUGGAUCAAAAUGAUCGAGGUGAAAAGAAACAAUUUGAUCCUUUGACAAUGGAACAUUUACGUUUUGCAUGGAAUUGUUUAACAAUUGGUUUGACAGGAGCAGUUAUUGUUUUUUUAGGAGAACGAUUGAUUGGUGAACUUGUAAGGGUUUCUAAGUUAUUGAAACGAUAAAUAAAGAAAUAAAUAAGUUACAUCAAUGUGUAUUGUUUUAAAUUUAAUAGUUGUUUUAAGGUGAGAUGUUUGCGUGGAUAAAAGAUAA